Xiphophorus couchianus (Monterrey platyfish) is the source of this 1170-nucleotide messenger RNA. RefSeq names its product lin-7 homolog B (C. elegans) (gene lin7b). Gene Ontology annotation, molecular function: protein binding. The record is from RefSeq and is a predicted model, not a curated record. Lineage: Eukaryota; Metazoa; Chordata; Actinopteri; Cyprinodontiformes; Poeciliidae. The transcript has 7 exons. The coding region runs from base 165 to 827 and encodes 220 amino acids.
GUGCAACAUUUAAAAAACAAAUAAUGUUGCAGCGAAAAGUCUCUUACGGCUGCUGAACACCAUCCAAUCAGACUGAGUCUCCCUUGAGAAUGCUACUGCUCUUCAGACAGUGAAGGCUGAACCUGGUGCGUGAGGCGAGCAGCUCAGAGGCGAAGGAUCUCAGAAUGAUGUCCUCUUUCUAUCAUCCGACCAAGGAGGCUGAGAUGGCGGCCAUGACGGAGCCACUCUGCUUAGAACGAGAUGUGUGCAGGGUGAUUGAGCUGCUGGACCGGCUGCAGAGAACCGGGGAGUUGCCGCCUCCCAAACUGCAGGCCCUACAGAGAGUUCUGCAAAGCAAAUUCUGUGCUGCCAUCAGGGAGGUAUAUGAGCAGCUAUAUGACACACUGGAUAUUGCCGGAGGUCCAGAGGUCCGAGCCCAAGCAACAGCCAAGGCCACAGUGGCAGCCUUCGCAGCCAGUGAGGGUCAUGCCCACCCGAGGGUGGUGGAGUUGCCCAAAACAGAAGAGGGCCUGGGCUUUAACAUCAUGGGCGGGAAAGAACAGAACUCCCCAAUCUACAUCUCCAGAGUUAUCCCUGGAGGAGUGGCUGAUCGCCAAGGAGGACUGAAGAGAGGAGACCAGCUGCUAUCUGUCAAUGGAGUGAGCGUAGAGGCGGAGCAACAUGAAAAGGCUGUGGAGCUACUGAAGGCUGCCCAGGGGUCAGUUAAGUUGGUGGUCCGCUACACUCCUAAGGUUCUUGAGGAAAUGGAGGCUCGUUUUGAGAAGAUGAGGAGUGCCCGGAGACGACAGCAGCACAACAGCUACUCAUCCCUAGAGUCCAGGGGCUAAACUAAGCCAAUACCUUCACCCACCUCAUCAUUAGACCUUUCUGACUCUUCUGUCAUUCUGAGGGGAGCUAACAGGAAUGAAAAAAUAACCAAAGCAGCCUGUUACCUGAAGCCAGCACAGAAGAUUUGGAUUUUCUCCUUUUUCCUUGUGCUUAUACCAGUCAGUAAUUCAAUUCCCAAAACCAGAAAAAACUCAUAAAAGGUUUUUUUAUGAGUGCAUAUGUUAAGAAUAGGUCUUGUAAGAAUAAGGGUGUAAUGUUAAUAUAUUCUAUUGGGAAAACUUAUUUGUCUUGUUACUUUAGAGACUGUUUAGUGUGUAUCUUAAAGCCAAUCUCAGUAUUCUC